Molecule: messenger RNA, 5032 nt
Organism: Trametes versicolor FP-101664 SS1
Lineage: Eukaryota; Fungi; Basidiomycota; Agaricomycetes; Polyporales; Polyporaceae
Exons: 6
Coding region: 1-4992 (1663 amino acids)
Source: RefSeq, a predicted model, not a curated record
AUGUCCACCUGGGGCAUCGGCGACAACCACGACUCCGAUGAGGUCUACUCUCUGAAGGAUCAACUCCGGGCUAAAGACGCCGCCCAUGCAACACUACACAGCGAAUAUUUGAAGAGAGAGGCAGAGCUCAACGAUGUAAAGGUAUCAUUGAAUGAUAUGCUCGACAAGCUACGUCGAGAAGCCGACCGCGUGAUACAACUCGACGCAGAUCUCAAGCGACGCAACGAAGAGCUGGCGAACGAACGCCUCACUCGCCAGAACGCAGAGGUCGCACUCACUACCGCCCAUCGCAAGCUCAAAGACUCUGAGCACACCGCCCUCGAGCUACAGUCUACUGUAGAGCUCAUAUCCUCCCAGGCCAACUUGACGUCAGCGGGACGCUCGAAACUGGAACAGGAGAACGCAGCCCUCCAAUCGCGCCUGCGCUCCCUCGAGAAGGAGAUACACAGCAAGGCUCACGCUGAAGAGCUUGCACUACGCCAAAGUCAAAGCCAGUCUGCAAGCGCGCGAAGUCGCCGCCGAUCUUCUUCCGACUCGUCCUUCCGGAUCCCGGCCCUGGAGCAGGAAGUCGCGGAUCUUCGGGCGACAUCGACACAACAGGCGACAGAAUUACAGAAGACAUCCGAACAGCUAGUUCAGACGAGAGACAGACUCGUCCAGCUACAGAAUGAGAAGACCGCGGCGGAGAGGAGGCUAAAGGGUGAACUUGAGCAGCUGCAAUCCAAGCUGGAUGACCGAGAAGAGGAACUCAGCCAUCUGCGAGACAUCCGCGGCGGCGGGGACGUAGCUGCCCGUGAGGCUAGUCUUCUGGAGCGGCUGGAGGAUGAGGAGAAACGAAUCGCUGCCCUGGAGACCGAGCUUGCGCGAUCCACUGGGAGUCGAAAGCGUGACCUGGCCAUGCUGCAGGACGAGUUGAACCGGACGGUCAGCCUGCUGGAAGAUGCUAACCAGAAGGCAUCAGAAGCCGAGGAGAGGCUGUCGGAGCUUGCUCAGGAGAAGGAGGAGGCAUUGGACGAACGCGAUCGGCUGGAGCAGGAACGUGAGCAAUUGGCGGAUCGCAUCCGCGCCGCCGACAGCAGGAUAAGCGAGCUCGAGGCUCACCUCUCUGAUCCGUCCCAAUCCACAUUCUCCGCGCGGAAUGCGGAUGAGGCCACCAUUGCUACUAUGGAGAAGCUCCUUAACACCAUCGAACGUCUGCGCGGCGAACGUGAUGGUCUCCGGCGCGACCUCGAGUUCCUUAACGCCGAGAAUAGGUUCGCGGUACAGUCUCUGGAGGCCAAGCUCACAGUCGCGACCUCUGCCCCCGUCACUCCCGCGGCGGAUACGGCUGAAUUGGGCAUGCUACGAGGCCACAUUCAGGCGUUCCAGGACCAGGCCGAGCGGUCUGCCCGGGCGACCGUCGCACUGGCUGUCGUCGUGCAGCAUGCACAAGAACAGGAUGAAGACAACACCAUGCGCAUACAAGAGCUCACGCAGGAGCUCUCGGACGCGUGUGAGCAUCUACAGUACGCGCAGCGCCACCUUCAAGAGCGCGAACUCGUCACGUCCGAACUUGAGGAGAAGCUAUCUACCGCAACCGAUUCGCUCCAUGCUGCGGCAUCGCAGGUAUCAGGCCUCCGGUCGACGAUCGAGCGGCUCGAGAUGGAGCUCGCCAGCGAGCGCACGUCCCACAACGAGACCGGUGCCGCCCUCUCCGACGUCGAAGGACAGCUCGUCGCUGCACACCAGGCCCUCAACGACGCAGAGGCCGCACGUGACGCGCUCGCACUUGAGAAGACCCAUCUCCAGCAGGACCUCGACACCGCUCGACAGGAGCUCGCGGACGCCGACGAGCGACACGGGCAGCAGCUCAACGCAUUCUCCUCGGGUCAGCCCGCUGCAGGUGCACAGGCGGCGCUACGCGAACACAUCCGCGAGCUCGAAGGUCGCGUCGAUCGGCGGACCGCGCAGAUCGGGAUGCACCAACACGACAUCGCGCGACUGGAGAUGAACCUCAAGCUGAACGAGGAGCGCAUUGCGGAGAUGACGACGGAGAUGGAGGUCGUGCAGGGCGAGAAGGACGCGAUGCUGGAGGACUGUCAGACGACGCGGGAGGAGCGCGACGAGGCGCUGCGGAAGUGCGACGAGAUGGAGGAGGCCAUGGAGGCGGCAGAGGAGGGACGCGAGGCGGAGGUCGAGGGCAUGGUGAAGGUCGCUUUCGAUGCCAUGGCGGAGAAGAGGGACGCCAUCGUUCGGUCACGGCUGGACGCUGCAGCACGUUGUGAGGCGCUCGUUCAGCUGGAGGCCCGCAUACAAGCAGCAGAGAGGGAGAAGGAGAUGCUUUCUGCUCAAGUCGCUGCCGUAUCUGCCGAGCGAGAGCAUUUGAGCCAGGCGUUGGACGACAACAUUCAUGCGCUGGAGGACUUCAAGCGAGGACGUGAUGACGCCAUCGAGGAAGCCUCGCGCAUGUCCUCUGAACUCACCGCUGCCCAGGCACAGCUGGCUGAAGUGUCUAGCGCCGUCCAAGCCGCUACAGACGCGAAGGCCGAUGUGGAGGUACAGCUCACGACAGCGCGGGUCAACUUCGAGGCGAAGGUCAAGGAGCUGGUUAUACUUCAGGAUCAGCUCGCACACAUCCGCAACAGCCACGCUGACCGCCAGUCUCUCGAAGCUGCCAUCUUCUCGCAAGAGAAGGAAGAGCUCGAAACCCAGCUGCACGAAGCCAAGGCGUCGCUUGCGACACUCGAGUCCCGCCACCAGGAAACGGUCAACGAACUGAAGCGGGUCGACGAGGAACUCAAACGUGCCGAAGACGAGCUUUCCAGUCACCUUUCGACGAGUGCAGUGCGCUCGGAGGCCGAGGAGCGUCUACGGGACGACCUUGUCCAGGCUAAGAAGCAGCACGAAGAUGAAGUCGCCUCGCUACAAGACCAACUCAAAAGCAUCUCCGAGGAGCUCGACGAGGUCGUACGCCUGCGCGGCGAGGCCGAUGCGUCGCGCAAGGCCGCCGAGGAAGAACUGGAGCAGACGAAGCAGCAGCUCGAGGCACGCUUGGCCGAAGCCGGCGAGUCGAUCAAUGCGACGAGUCGUCUAGAGGUCGAACUUGAGCAGUUGAAGACCGCUCACGAUGCAGAGACGCAGGACCUGCAAGAACGCUUGGAGACCGCGAUAGCUGAGCUCAAGGCUGCCGCUGCUCGCCAGGACGAGCUUCUGGCUCUUCACGAGGAGGCUGCGCGGGACGCCGAGGAGCACACACAUCAGCUCUCAGAGGCACGCGAGCAAGCGGAGGCACUCGAGGCGAAGCUUGCUUCGCUGCGUGAAGCUCACGCAGAAGAGCUACAAGGCUUGGAGAAGCGCCUCACAGACGCCACCGAGGAGCUGCAGAUCAUCAAGGACUCGCAGAGCGACUCAGCCAGCCAGCAGCGGGAGAAGGUGGACGAGCUGUCGCGCACCAUCGAGGAACUCGAGGGUCGCAUCAUGGUGCUCACAAGGGAAGCCGACGAGUACCGCGUGGAGCUUGGCGAGGAGAAGGCCGCGCACAUACAGACGAAAGAGGCCACCACCACCGAGUUGCGUGAGGCGCUAGGCCGACGUGGCGAGGCGGAGGCUGCCCUAGCGGACGCGGAGAAGGAGAUCCCCGCUGUGCGCGCCCAGCUGGAACAUGCAGAGUCGACCCUUGCCGAGGUAGAAGAGGAGAAGCUUAGCCUCCAGUACCAGAUCACCACCCUGGAGGCGGAGGUUCAGCGAUCGAAGUCCCUGCAACGCUUCUUGGAGAGUCAAUCUGCAGACGGUGAACGCCGGGCGUCUGCGCUUGAGGCAGAGCUUGUAGAGCUUCGGACGAAGUGCACAGCUCUUGACAAGCUUGCGAAGACUACCGAGGCGAACCUCGCGAUGCAGACGAUUCAGCACGAGCAGACCGUUGCCUCACUCAGGCGUGAGCUCAACGCCCUGCGCGCUCAGCCGCGGCUUGAGGAUGAGAUUGCGGAGCUCAGGGAGAAGAACUUGGAGAUGGAGGAGCUUCUCCGCGCCAAGUGCUUGGAGAUUGAGGAGAACGACGACCGCUUCAUCGAGAUGAUCAAGGAGAAGAAGAAGCUUACUAGCAAGGUCGACUCUCUGACACGCAAGAUGCAGAAUCUGCAGACGAAGCUGACCACUGCUACGGAGGCUGCUGCGAAGGCGCCGGAGGCGCCGGCUCCUGCGCCCGCCCCUACUGCCGUGUCUGCCCUUGCGCCGAAGAAGGCCUCCACUUUCUCCCCUCCGCUCGUGCUUGGGCCUGCCCCAAUGAUCUCCUCAUCUUUGGCUUCGUCAUCAUCUUCCCGCCCCUUCUCCCGCCCUCGAGUGGCGACGGCGCCUGCUGCGCGUUCGCCAGACGCUCAGUAUACCCAACCUCCCCCGAUGCCCACCUUCCGGCCAAAGACCCCCGAGUCGCGCGCCCGCAUGAUGUCUGGCCCGUCAUCCCUCUCCCGUCCGAAGACCCCCGAAUCGCGUAUCCCUCCUAUGCCCGUCUUCCAGGCGCGUACACCAGAUCGGCAGCGGGCACCAUCCGCCCCGAACCAGAGUCGAACCAUACCUGAGUCUGACUCUUCGUCGUCCAUUGUGGGUGUCAAGAGGCGAGCACCAGAUGACUUCGACGAUUGCGGGUCGAUGCCACCCCAGCCUUUCACCGCUGACAGCGCCCCCGGUCCCUUGCCACCACAGCCGACUACGCCGCGUCUCCGCAAGGCCCUGCAGAGUAUGCGGACAGGCUUCACACCAGUUCGGCAACAAGCGGCUCGUGCUGGGUCAGCAUCGCCCUCAAGGAGAGCAACCACUGGGUUUGGCCUUGCUGCACCAAUACCACCUACCAUUUCCGACGUCACGAACAGCCCCCGCGCGCCGUCGCAGCCCGAGGCCACGAAGGUGGUCGCUGCGAAGAGGGGAUGGCUCGGCAAGAUCAAGUCUAUUCCCUCCCAACCACCCCGGUCUGCAGUCUCAUCACGACCACCAGUCUUUGACCCUACAGGGAUGCGUUAAUGCCCUUGACUCGUUCGUGGCUGAUGGACCAUUAUCUUAC